AUGCGCUUUCCAUGGGGGCUCUUAUGCUUCGGCCACUUCUCAGUGCAGCAGAGCACGGCAACCACGUUUUACUCGUUCACCACUCGAGAAGAACUGAGAGAUGCUCUUCGACGCUGGAACGACACAGAUGCCAAGCUUCAGCUGAGCUUGCGGUACGGCAGCCCGGUGCAAUGGAAUGUCUCAGCCAUCACCAACAUGAGCGCUCUGCUUCGAGACCUGGACUUCAAUGAAGACAUCAGCGGCUGGGACACUUCCAGCGUCAAAAACAUGAGCUUGAUGUUCUUAGGAGCUAGGUCCUUCAACGGGCCCAUAGGCUCCUGGAACGUUUCCGGUGUCAAAGAUAUGAGGGCCAUGUUCUUCAACGCUGCAGAGUUCAAUCAAGACAUAGGGUCAUGGGAUACAUCGGCAGUACAGGACAUGAGUUACAUGUUCCGCGGGGCCAAGUCUUUCAACAUGCCCAUUGGCUCUUGGAACGUUUCCGAUGUCACAAGUAUGCACGCCAUGUUCUUCAACGCUGCAGAGUUCAAUCAAGACAUAGGGUCAUGGGAUACAUCGGCAGUACAGGACAUGACUUACAUGUUCCACGGGGCCAAGUCUUUCAACAUGCCCAUUGGCUCUUGGAACGUUUCCGAUGUCACAAGUAUGCACGCCAUGUUCUACAACGCUACGGAGUUCAAUCAAGACAUUGGGUCAUGGGAUACAUCGGCAGUACAGGACAUGGGUUACAUGUUCUACAGCUCCGGGUCUUUCAACAUGCCCACUGGCUCUUGGAACGUGUCAGGUGUCAAGCGUAUGAAAGCCAUGUUCUUCAACGCUGCAGAGUUCAAUCAAGACAUUGGGUCAUGGGAUACAUCGGCAGUGUGGGAUAUGAGUUUCAUGUUCUAUGGAGCCAAGUCCUUCAACAUGCCCAUUGGCUCCUGGAACGUGUCAGGCGUCAAGCGUAUGAAAGCCAUGUUCCUCAACGCUGCGGAGUUCAAUCAAGACAUUGGGUCAUGGGAGGCAUCGGCAGUUCAGGACAUGAGUUACAUUUUCUUCGGGGCCAAGUCUUUCAACAUGCCCAUUGGCUCCUGGAACGUGUCAGGUGUCAUGCGUAUGAAAGCCAUGUUCGGCAACGCUGUGGAGUUCAAUCAAGACAUUGGGUCAUGGGAUACAUCGGCAGUACAGGACAUGAGUUACAUGUUCUACGGAGCCAAGUCCUUCAACAGGCCCAUCGGCUCAUGGGAUACAUCGUCAGUGCGGGACAUGAGUUUCAUGUUCUACCAAGCCAGGUCGUUUAACGUGGAGAUUGGCUCCUGGGACGUGUCCUUUGUCACAAAUACGUUCGCCAUGUUCGACAACGCUGUGGAGUUCAAUCGGGACAUUGGGUCAUGGGAUACAUCGGAGGUGUCGAACAUGAGUACAAUGUUUUACGGAGCCAGUGCUUUCAACAUGCCCAUUGGCUCUUGGAACGUGUCCAGUGUGACAGUUAUGAACGCCAUGUUCGCGGGCGCGAGUUCUUUUGAUCAGAGCCUUGGAAUGUGGGACACGUCUUCCGUGAAGGAGAUGGGCAGUAUGUUCGCUGCUGCCGGGGCAUUCAACCAAGCCUUGUCCAGCUGGAACUUUUCAGGACUUCAGCUCAACAUGAACCGGCCAAGGCCUUGGGAUGGUUCUGGCAUGACGGAGUGUGUGCAAAGUCGCACUUCACAGGCGCUGGGGUGCCCGAUCGAGCUGGAUUUCCAAGCUUGGCAAUUUUCAUUCCAGGCCUGUCCUGCCUGCCCUUGUCGCGACCCAACUCUCGCAUGUGUGCAUGGGAAAUGCUCUCCUUUGAACUCGGGUUACAUAGACCUGGGAAGAGACAGCUGGAUAGCGGAAGGGGCGUUUGGCACGGUUUCAGGGUUCCGAGCUUGCGCAUCAACGUGCAAGGAGUCUGAGAAUUGUUCGGCCUUCUUGCUAGAAGACUCUGGCCGCUGCUUGCUGUCUAGUAAGAUGCCUGGAAGAUCCCAGACGAAUGACCCUUUUCGGAGCCUGGCAUAUCUGAAGCCGUCCUGCCAGACCUUCUCUUGCCGCGCUGGUACGACACAGCGGUUGCAAGGUGCGUCACAGGCAUCGCCGGUGACUGAAGCAAGCUGCUGCAAGUGCUCAGAUCCUGCUAAGGUACCAAAGUCUGGCCACACUGGAGAUUUGGCUUGCCUCUCGUGUCCUGCUGGCACGGCACCUCGACAUGAGAUUUGCCAGGCGUGUGGUGCAGGUCGCUAUGCCAGAGCUGGGGACGAGAAAUGCCAGCUCUGUGCAGCAGGACAGGUGCCCAAUGCCAACCGCAGCAAAUGCGAAAGAUGCCCUCCCGGAGAAUAUUCAGAAUCGGGUGCCUGUAAGGUGUGCAAUUUUCCCUUCCUUUUGCAGGACGACACGUGCAAGUGGUUCCACUUGCCUUUGGCGGCUGCGGCUUUGCUGGUCCUGUGGGCUUUGCUUUGGGUUCUGCGUCGGAGACACAAGAAGCAGCAGCUCCUUGAGAACCAGAAGCGUGCGGAUCGGAUCUUGCAGCAGAUGGACGAAGCCCUUUGGGAUGAACAGGAGGACACGGUGCAAGAGUUUUGUGGGCAGCUCGUCAGUGUCGGAUGGACCGCAGAUGACGUUGGACAAGCGGCCAAGGAGGUACGCGCUCGCCACAGUCAGCACGCAGGCGUCAGCCUGGUCUACUUGCUUCAAGAUUUCGUUGAGCUGGCGCAGGAGAAGUCGCGAGAAGUGGAUCCAACCUUCCUCGAGUUGAAAGACGUUUUCUGGUGCAGGGACCACAAGCUCGGCCAAGACGUCCGCUGCCCAAGGGAUGGCAAGUUGGGCUGCGCCCUGGUGGACAUGCUUCCCACGCAGCAUCGACAGAAGCAGAACCACUUCAUGUCCUGGAGUUGGCAGUACUCGCUGUGGCAGCUGCGAAGCGCGUUGCAGAUGUGGAAGGUGCAGGCUCCGCCGAGUGAUGUCUUUUUCUAUAUGUGCUUCUUCGUGAACAAUCAGUUUCGCUUGAUAGUGGAUGGAAGUCCUGCGGGCAGCGACAACUUGGAGGAGGUCUUCGAGGAAAACCUGCGGCGCAGUGGCAAAGUGGUGGCCAUCCUGGACACAUGGCACCAGCCCACGUACUUACGAAGAGUUUGGACGAUCUACGAGCAGUAUGUCGCCUGCACCAUGCAGAUGGAGGUGACGUUUGUGAUGCCUUACGAGGCCACGAGGUCUCUGUCGCAGAAGCUGUCGCUUGGGGAUGCCGGCAUCGCCGAAGUGACCCAAUCCCUUUGCGAGGUUGACGUUGCCGAAGCCGAAGCCUACGACCCGCGAGAUGAGGUGAAGGUCAAGAAGACGAUCGAACGAAGCGUCGGCUACGACCGUGUGAAUGAACACGUGAGAUGUGCCAUGGUGCAUUGGAUCAGCAGCGUGGUCCGAGACAAAUUUCAAGACUUGGUGAAUGAGUCGUCCAAAAGAGCCGCUGUUUUCUGCGACGGCUGGAGGGAUGCUCUUGUGCGCUGGAACGACGCAGAUGCCAAGCUUCAGCUGAGCUUGCGGUAUGGCAGCCCGGAGCAAUGGAACGUCUCAGCCAUCACCAACAUGAGCGCUCUGCUUCGAGACCUGGACUUCAAUGAAGACAUCAGUGCCUGGGAUACUUCCAGCGUCAAAGACAUGAGCUUCAUGUUCUACGGGGCCAGGUCGUUCAACAGGCCCAUCGGCUCUUGGAACGUGUCUGCUGUCCAAGAUAUGAAGGCCAUGUUCUACAACGCUGCGGAGUUCAAUCAAGACAUUGGGUCCUGGGAUACAUCUGCAGCACAGGACAUGAGACACAUGUUCUUCGGAGCCAAGUCGUUUAACAAACCCAUUGGCUCUUGGAAUGUUUCCGGCGUCAAAUACAUGAAGUCCAUGUUCUACAACGAUGCGGAGUUCAACCAAGACAUAGGGUCAUGGGACACAUCCGCAGUACAGGACAUGAGUUACAUGUUCUUCGGAGCCACGUCGUUUAACGAGCCCAUUGGCUCUUGGAACGUGUCCAACGUCAAAGACAUGGAGUACAUGUUCUACCACGCUGCGGACUUCAAUCAAGACAUUGGGUCAUGGGAUACAUCCGCAGCGGGGAACAUGACACACAUGUUCUGCGGAGCCACGUCGUUUGACCAGCCCAUUGGCUCCUGGAACGUGUCCGGCGUCAAAGAUACGCAGUCCAUGUUCUACAACGCUGCGGAGUUCAAUCAAGACGUUGGGUCAUGGGAUACAUCGGCAGUGCGCGAUAUGAGCUACAUGUUCUACGGGUCCCAUUCUUUCAACACGCCCAUUGGCUCCUGGAACGUGUCCUGCGUCAAAGAUAUGAAGUCCAUGUUCUACCACGCUGCGGACUUCAAUCAAGACAUUGGGUCCUGGGAUACAUCUGCAGCCCAGGACAUGAGACACAUGUUCUUCGGAGCCAAGUCGUUUAACAGGCCCAUUGGCUCCUGGAACGUGUCUUGCGUCAAAGAUAUGAAGUCCAUGUUUUACAACGCUGCGGAGUUCAAUCAAGACCUUGGGUCAUGGGAUACAUCAGCAGUGCGGGAUAUGAGCUACAUGUUCUUCGGAGCCACGUCGUUUAACGAGCCCAUUGGCUCUUGGAACGUGUCCAACGCCAAAGAUAUGGAGUACAUGUUCUACCACGCUGCGGACUUCAAUCAAGACAUUGGGUCAUGGGAUACAUCCGCAGCGGGGAACAUGACACACAUGUUCUGCGGAGCCACGUCGUUUGACCAGCCCAUUGGCUCCUGGAACGUGUCCGGCGUCAAAGAUACGCAGUCCAUGUUCUACAACGCUGCGGAGUUCAAUCAAGACGUUGGGUCAUGGGAUACAUCGGCAGUGCGCGAUAUGAGCUACAUGUUCUACGGGUCCCAUUCUUUCAACACGCCCAUUGGCUCCUGGAACGUGUCCUGCGUCAAAGAUAUGAAGUCCAUGUUCUACCACGCUGCGGACUUCAAUCAAGACAUUGGGUCCUGGGAUACAUCUGCAGCCCAGGACAUGAGACACAUGUUCUUCGGAGCCAAGUCGUUUAACAGGCCCAUUGGCUCCUGGAACGUGUCUUGCGUCAAAGAUAUGAAGUCCAUGUUUUACAACGCUGCGGAGUUCAAUCAAGACCUUGGGUCAUGGGAUACAUCGGCAGUGCGGGAUAUGAGCUACAUGUUCUACGGGUCCCAUUCUUUCAAACUGCCCAUUGGCUCCUGGAACGUGUCCGGCGUCAAAGAUAUGGAGCACAUGUUUUACAACGCUGCGGAGUUCAAUCAAGACAUUGGGUCAUGGGACACAUCGGCAGUGCGGGACAUGAGUUGUAUGUUCUACGGGUCCCAGUCUUUCAACAUGCCCAUUGGCUCCUGGAACGUGUCCGGUGUCAAAGAUAUGAAGGCCAUGUUCUACAACGCUGCGGAGUUCAAUCAAGACAUUGGUUCAUGGGAUACAUCGGCAGUGCGGAACAUGAGUUUCAUGUUCCUCGGGGCCAGUUCAUUCAACAGGCCCAUUGGCUCCUGGAACGUGUCCGGCGUCAAUGAUAUGAAGUCCAUGUUCUACAUUGCUGAGGAGUUCAAUCAAGACAUUGGGUCCUGGGAUACAUCUGCAGCCCAGGACAUGAGACACAUGUUCUUCGGAGCCAAGUCGUUUAACAAGCCCAUUGGCUCCUGGAACGUGUCUUGCGUCAAAGAUAUGAAGUCCAUGUUUUACAACGCUGCGGAGUUCAAUCAAGACCUUGGGUCAUGGGAUACAUCGGCAGUGCGGGAUAUGAGCUACAUGUUCUACGGGUCCCAUUCUUUCAAACUGCCCAUUGGCUCCUGGAACGUGUCCGGCGUCAAAGAUAUGGAGCACAUGUUUUACAACGCUGCGGAGUUCAAUCAAGACAUUGGGUCAUGGGACACAUCGGCAGUGCGGGACAUGAGUUGUAUGUUCUACGGGUCCCAGUCUUUCAACAUGCCCAUUGGCUCCUGGAACGUGUCCGGUGUCAAAGAUAUGAAGGCCAUGUUCUACAACGCUGCGGAGUUCAAUCAAGACAUUGGUUCAUGGGAUACAUCGGCAGUGCGGAACAUGAGUUUCAUGUUCCUCGGGGCCAGUUCAUUCAACAGGCCCAUUGGCUCCUGGAACGUGUCCGGCGUCAAUGAUAUGAAGUCCAUGUUCUACAACGCGGCGGUGUUCAAUCGAGACAUUAGGGCAUGGGAUACAUCGGCAGUGCGGAAUAUGAGUUACAUGUUCUACGGGUCCCAUUCUUUCAACAUGCCCAUUGGCUCCUGGAACGUGUCUGGCGUCAAAGAUAUGAAGGCCAUGUUCUGCAAUGCUGAGGAGUUCAAUCAAGACAUUGGGUCAUGGGAUACAUCGGCAGUGCGGGAUAUGAGUUACAUGUUCUACGGGUCCCAGUCUUUCAACAUGCCCAUUGGCUCCUGGAACGUGUCCGGCGUCAAGGAUAUGAAGUCCAUGUUCUACAAUGCUGAGGCGUUCAAUCAAGACAUUGGGUCAUGGGAUACAUCCGCAGCGGGGAACAUGAGUCGCAUGUUCUUCGGGGCCAGGUCGUUUAACACGCGCAUUGGCUCUUGGAACGUGUCCGGCGUCAAAGAUAUGAAGUCCAUGUUCUACAUUGCUGAGGAGUUCAAUCAAGACAUUGGGUCAUGGGAUACAUCUGCAGCGGGGAACAUGAGACACAUGUUCUUCGGAGCCAGGUCGUUUAACAAGCCCAUUGGCUCUUGGAAUGUGUCAGGCGUCAAAGAUAUGAAGGCCAUGUUCUACAAUGCGGAGGAGUUCAAUCAAGACAUUGGGUCAUGGGAUACAUCCGCAGUACAGGACAUGAGCUACAUGUUCUACGGGGCCCAGUCUUUCAACAUGCCCAUUGGCUCCUGGAACGUGUCAGUCGUCACAAAUAUGCACAAGAUGUUCAUGGGAGCAAGCUCGUUUGAUCAUGGUCUUGGCUUUUGGGACACGUCGUCUGUCAAGGACAUGGACAGUAUGUUUGCUGCUGCCAUGAGAUUCAACCGACCUUUGUCCAGCUGGAACCUUUCAGGAUUGCAGAACUGGAACCACAUGACGAGGCCUUGGGAUGGUUCUGGCAUGACGAAGUGUGUGCAAGGUCGCACUUCACAGGCACUGGGGUGCCCGAUCGAGCUGGAUUUCCAAGCUUGGUCUUUUGCUUUCGAAGCCUGUGCUGCCUGUCCUUGCCUCGACCCAAGUCUCGCAUGCGUGCAUGAGAAAUGCUCUCCUCUGAACUCGGGUUUCAUAGAUCUGGGAAAGGACGGCUGGAUAGCGGAAGGGGCCUUUUUCUCAGCUUCCGGGUUCCCAGAUUGUGUAUCAAUGUGCACGGCGUCUGAGAAUUGUUCGGCCUUCUUGCUUGAAGAUUCUGGCCGCUGCUCGCUGCAUAGUAAGAUGCCUGGAAGAUCCCAGAAGCAUGACGCUGUUCGGAGCCUGGCAUAUCUGAAGCCGUCCUGCCAGACAUUCUCUUGCCGCGAUGGCACGACACGGCGGAUGCAAGGUGCAUCGUUGGCAUCACCGGUGACGGAAGCAAGUUGCUGCAAGUGCUCAGACCCGGCUUCGAUACCAAAGGCUGGCCCCACUGGAGAUCUGGCUUGCAUCUCGUGUCCCGAUGGCACCGAACCUCGAGACGAAACUUGUCAGAUGUGUGGCGCAGGUCGCUAUGCCAAAGCUGGGGACGAGAGAUGCAACCUCUGUGCCCCAGGACAGGAAGCGGGUACCUGCAAGGCUUGCAACUUUCCGUUCUUCUUGCAGGACAACACCUGCAUCUCCAAGCUUCUUAGGCCCGAGCUCCAAGGCCUCUACUACGCGGGCACGCGCAGGUGGUUCUACUUUCCUUCGUUCCAGUUGCCUUUAGCGGCCGCGGGUUUGCUGGUCCUGGGGACUUUGCUUUGGGUUCUACAUCGGAGACACAAGAAAAAGAAGCUCUUCGAGAACCAAAAGCGUGGGGAUCGGAUGCAAAAGCUGCUGCAGCACAUGGACGAAGCCCUCUGGGAUGAACAGGAGGACACGGUCCAAGAGUUUUCUGUUCAGCUUGGCAGCCUCGGAUGGAGCCCAAAUGACGUUGAACAAGAGGCCAAGGAGAUACGCGCUCGCCACAGUCAGCACGCAGGUGUCAGCCUGGCCUACCUGCUCCAAGAGUUCGUGCAGCUGGCGCAGGAGAAGUCGCGAGAAGUGGAUCCAACCUUCCUCGAGUUGAAGGACCUUUUCUGGUGCAGGGACCACAAGCUCGGCCAGGACGUCCGCUGCCCAAGGGAUGGCAAGUUGGGCUGCGCCCUGGUGGACAUGCUUCCCCCGCAGCAUCGACAGAAGCAGAACCACUUUCUGUCUUGGAGUUGGCAGUAUUCACUGUGGCAGUUGCGACUCGGCCACAGGGAUUUCGAGGCGAAGUGCCUUGCAGAUGUGGAAGGUCCAGGCUUCUUCGUGAACAAUCAAUUUCGCUUGAUAGUGGAUGGAACUCCUGCGGGCAGCGACAACUUGGAGGAGGUUUUUGAGGAAAACCUGCGUCGCAGUAGCAAAGUGGUGGCCAUCCUGGACACAUGGCACCAGCCCACAUAUUUACGAAGAGUUUGGACGAUCUACGAGCAGUAUGUCGCCUGCACCAUGCAGAUGGAGGUGACGUUUGUGAUGCCUUACGAGGCCACGCAGUCUCUGUCGCAGAAGCUGUCGCUUGGAGAUGCCGGCAUCGCCGAAGUGACCCAAUCCCUUUGCGAAGUUGACGUUGCCGAAUCCGAAGCCUUCGACCCGCGAGAUGAGGUGAAGGUCAAGGCGACGAUCGAACGAAGCGUCGGCUACGAGCGUGUGAAUGAACACGUGAGAAGUGCCAUGGUGCAUUGGAUCAGCAGCGUGGUCCGAGACAAAUUUCAAGACUUGGUGAAUGAGUCGUCCAAAAGAGACACGUUCAAUGUUUAG
Messenger RNA from Symbiodinium natans, 8883 nucleotides. The record is from the annotation of a GenBank genome assembly. Lineage: Eukaryota; Dinophyceae; Suessiales; Symbiodiniaceae.